AUGUUCGAUUAUCGUCGAUACCUGGAUCUCAAUAUCGUCUUCCAAGCAACAUCUUCAGAGGUUUCCUUCCCAUCGACUCGGAGUUUUUGGGUACAUCAUGGUACCCCAGGAGCCAUUCAAGAUCCUGUUCCCCGACAUGCUCUGAUUGCUAUCGCCGGAUGCUUCCAACAACGUGUGCAUAAGCAACAAGACCUACCAUUCAAUGAUGCCGUCAUUGAUCAAAACUACAAUAUUGCUAUAAGAGGAAUUCGACAGCUCAUCCUAGUCGAGGAACGCCCACUGAGUCAAUAUGAGAUCGACUGCAUCUUAACGGCGUGCAUGUGUUUUACAGCCCUCGAUUUUGUCCGAGGCAACUUUAUGGCGGUGUUACAACAUAUGAAACAUGGGAUUACAAUCAUCAACACAUGCUGUCCUUAUUCUGAUCUGGCGGGUUACUUUCGCUACAUAAGCGUUGCCCCACUGUCCAAUACACAGGCACGGCGGUUCAUCCCCCUCCUCACGAAUCUGGGGUGUCCCUAUGGUGCGUGUAACGGACAGUGCUUCCCAGGAGGAAAAUGUUCGUUCGCAAGUGUGCCAUUCACGACUUUAGGCCGAGCGCAAGAUGCAUUGUUAUUCGUUGAAUACUACUUCUUCAGAGCGAGGCGCCUUGUCGAUGAUCAUUUUGCAGCUUCUCCAGAAUCACCUGGGUGGCCAUCAUACAUCCUUCAAGAGCAGCGCAAAGCCCAAACAUACCUCAGAGAAUGGCGAGUCUUGUUUUCAAAUCUCAAAGCCAAUCCCGGAUCCAUUCCUGAGCACAAAGCCCUUGCUCUGAUUCUUGAAGUACGUUGGCUUAUCUGCAAAAUUAAUCUGAGUACGCUCCUCGAAGACGAGGCAGAGAGUGAUCCAAAGGGUGAUUUGAUGCAUCUUGUCGAAUUCGAGCGCAUUGUCAGACUUGGAGCUCAGGUCCAAUCAAGACUUUCCUCGAUGGAAUUUCGAAUGGAAUCUAAAUUGGGUGCACAUAUGGAUAUGGUAAUUCUGAGAUGUCGGUACUUGCCGAUUCGUCUGAAAGCUUUGGCUUUGGUGCGAGAUGAGCCCUCUGGCUCGGAUGUAUUGCUCAGUCCGCCUGCGAUGUACGAAAGGAUGAAGAGUAUUGUUGAGUUUGACCAUGGUCAUACCAUUAAAGAGUUGGAAACGAUGGAGAAUCCUCCCAUGCAUCCGAUUCGAAAACGCCAAUUCAAGAUCGGAUGA
This is a messenger RNA of Penicillium malachiteum, 1227 nucleotides long. RefSeq lists its product as uncharacterized. The transcript is spliced from 2 exons. NCBI's taxonomy places the organism in Eukaryota, Fungi, Ascomycota, Eurotiomycetes, Eurotiales, Aspergillaceae. Bases 1 to 1227 code for a protein of 408 amino acids. The record is from RefSeq and is a predicted model, not a curated record.